Molecule: messenger RNA, 2471 nt
Organism: Gambusia affinis (western mosquitofish)
Lineage: Eukaryota; Metazoa; Chordata; Actinopteri; Cyprinodontiformes; Poeciliidae
Gene: phf19
Product: PHD finger protein 19
Exons: 14
Coding region: 311-1936 (541 amino acids)
Biological process (GO): chromatin organization; regulation of DNA-templated transcription
Cellular component (GO): nucleus
Molecular function (GO): chromatin binding; DNA binding
Source: RefSeq, a predicted model, not a curated record
ACGUGACCAAGCCGACAGCGUAAAAAGAACAGGCUGUGAUUCGCGGGAAAAAGAAAAAAAUGGCCGCUGAGAGAGUUUGAAGUUCAGUGCCGCGAAACAGAAACAGGAGAACCAGACGGAGACUAAGGAUAGAGCGGACCCAGAGACUUUCUGAGCCGGUACCGAACCCCUGACUGUAUCACGGCCACCGGACCCUGAGCGGCUCGCAUAGGACCGGGAAGAGGACAGACCGUGACCGCUUCAGUGGAGGAAGCAGACUGAAUCCUUCAGGAGCCUGGAGACUCAGGUGUCUCACCUGUCUGUCAGCAGGAUGUUUGAGGAUCUAACCGAAUCCUUCUGCAGUCUGGAGCCUCAGGUGUAUCCAGGGGGCGGGGCUUGCCACAGCACCGGAGUCCUAGAGGACGAUGAGGGGGCGGAGCCUCACCUGAGCGAGGGUCAGUUUGUUCUCUGCCGUUGGUCCGAUGGUCUCUACUAUGUGGGAAAGAUCCAGAAGGUGAGCCCUCAAAGGCAGAGCUGCUUCGUCACAUUUGAGGACAACUCCAAGUUCUGGGUCCUUUGGAAGGAUAUACAACACGCUGGAAUCCCAGGGGAGGAGCCUCGCUGCUCUGUAUGCCAGGGGGCGGAGCCUAAUUCCGGCAGCCAAUUGGAGCCGAACAAUGGCAUCCUGAUCUGUGGAAAGUGUGGCAUUGGUUUCCACCAGCUGUGCCAUGUUCCUCCAGUAGAGGGCAGCGCCACCGAGCUCAGCCCCUGGUUCUGCAGGCGCUGUGUCUUCGCUCUGGCUGUCCGGAAGGGGGGCGCCCUGAGGAAGGGUCCGAUAGCUAAGGCACUGUGGGCGAUGAAGCAGGUUCUGCCGUACGAUCUGGCAGCGUUGAACUGGGACUCUCAGCAUCGGACCAAUCAGCAGCAUUGUUACUGCUACUGCGGCGGGCCUGGAGAGUGGUACCUGAAGAUGCUGCAGUGCUUCAGGUGUCAGCAGUGGUUCCAUGAGGCCUGCACCCAGAGCCUGCAGGACGCCAUGAUGUUCGGGGACAGGUUCUAUCUGUUCCUGUGCGCCGUGUGUAACAGAGGAAGUGAGUACGUGCGCCGUCUGUCUCUGCGCUGGGUGGACGUCGUCCACUUGGCGCUCUACAACCUGUCCAUCAGCAGCAAGAAGAAAUACUUUGAGCUGGACGAGAUUCUGGCCUUCGUCUCCGCUAACUGGGAUCAUCUGCAGCUGGGAAAGCUGUCCAACAGUCCUCCAGCAGAAAGGGGGCAGCACCUGCUGGACGCCCUGAACAAGUACAAGAGCAAGUUUCUGUGUGGGAAGGAGAUGAAGAAGAGGAAAUGCAUCUUCUGCCUGAGGACCCGCGUCCCCCCCAGCCCCCCCUCCAAGCUGUUUCCUGAGCGCGCUCAGAGCGACGCUGGGCGGGGCUCCAAGAAGCCCGCCACCAGUGUUCUGGCUGAGAGGAAGAAGAAGAAGUCCAAAUGGUUGCUUGAGGACGCCAUUCCCACCAGCGAGCUGAGCUGCAGCUGGACCUCCAAGAUGGCCACCAUCUUUGACUUCUCACUGGAUGAGCUGCGGAGCCGCCAGAGCAGCUCCCGGAGCGUCAGCGUCAACUGGGACUCUGGAUCCGGCUCCUCUCGCUGCAGGAGCAGAGUGGGCAGCAGGAAGAGGAAGUUGCCUAGCAACAGCUACAGCCAGUGGGCCAAUCGCAGCGAGGUGUGGGAUGAGCCGUCUGAUGACCCCACCCACUUGACCUCUGAGCCCUCCUGCUUCCUGUCUGACUCCGCCCACAUCACCUCUGACUCCUCCAUUCUUCACUCCUCCAUAUCCUCGUACUUUGGCGCAGCGGGCCGGCUGACCAACGGCGAGCGGUACCAGGUUCUGGCCCGCCGGGUCACACGUCAAGGGACGGUCCAGUACCUGCUGGAGUGGGAGGGGUCAACACCUUAUUAGGAGGCCGAGGCGUGGGAGGAGCUCUGACCUGAUUGGUCCUCUCCUGUCCAGGGGAUGAGUCAGAGCCGACCUGUGACCUUUACAGGCAGUAUUUAGCCUACCAGGUGUUCUAGGCAACCAAAGACUGUAGUUCCUUCUUAUGCCUCUAGGUGGAGCUCUCCUCCACAGCUUCUUAUCUGUUAAACAGAGUUGUAUCUUCAAGGCCCCCAAGCUGUUAAACAGAAGCACCUGGGUCGCAUGUUUACAAGCACCGCCCCUUUGCUGUUACUGAAGUCUGAUUGGUCCGAGUUGCACUGUGGGCCAAUCAGAAUCUAUGCAAACACCCAGCUGAUCAUCAGCAACAGUUAGCUCCAAGCUAACACUGCCCAUUGAUGUGAAUGAGGAAUGCUAGCAAAAUCUGAGAUGUUAAACUGUCACUCUGUCACUUUAAAUGCUGCCAUGGUAACCCCGCCCCCCUGCUCCUAUUGGCCUGGUGGAUGGCUGUUUUGAUCAUGUGACGGUUCAACCAUUCACAAUAAAGUUAUCUGACCUUUGA